Molecule: messenger RNA, 342 nt
Organism: Ramularia collo-cygni
Lineage: Eukaryota; Fungi; Ascomycota; Dothideomycetes; Mycosphaerellales; Mycosphaerellaceae
Exons: 2
Coding region: 1-342 (113 amino acids)
Source: RefSeq, a predicted model, not a curated record
AUGGCUAGCCGAUCAAACUUCAGCUCUUCCAUGAGCUACAGCGUUUCCAGCACWAAUCAAAACGGCGAGACAACAACCAGCGGGCAGCAGACUUCCCAUCAGAGGACCACAGAUGAGAAUGGCCAUACGACUGUGAGAUCUACGAAUCAGAAUCUUGGCGAGCCGGCUGUCGAGUCCACCAAGCAGUUCGACUCAGCAGGUCGGGAAUUGAAUGGUGUGGAGAACGGUGCAACUGGUAGUCGCCGGGUUCAAGACAUCAGCGAUGAGCAGCAAGCUCAGAAUGAUCGUGAUUAUGAAGAAAGGAUGGAAGAGGAAUACGCGAAACGCGAAGGUGGCGCGUAA